AUGUUUAAUGCAAACCUCGUAAGUGACAAACCAGUCUGCAUCCACUGGUUCAGACAUGGUCUGCGUCUUCACGACAAUCCCGCCCUACUUAAUGCGGUAGAGGACGGUGGCGAGUUGUAUCCAAUCUUCAUCUUUGAUGGGGAAGUAGCAGGCACACGUACAGCCGGGUAUAACCGGAUGCGUUUUCUAUUGGAGAGCCUGCGAGACCUGGAUGAACAAUUCAUUAAAGAUGGUGGACGUCUGUUUGUUUUCAUUGGACAUUUAGUAACCAUACUAUCCAAGCUGUUCAGGGAGUUGUCAGUGUCAAAGCUGACAUUUGAUGCGGACGUGGAAGCGAUCUGGCACGAGAGGGACACACAAGUGAGGCGUCUCUGUGAGGAGUACAAUGUUGAAUGUGUCGAGAAGGUCUCGCAUGUACUCUGGGAUCCUCAAGUAAUUUUGCAGAACAAUGGCGGCAACCCACCCCUGACCUUCUCGCUGUUCAAUAAAGUGGCGACGGCUGUAGGUGAUCCGCCCAGGCCGGUAGCUUCCCCUGACCUAUCCAAAAUCACGUUCAAGAUCAAAAGCGAUCAUGAUGAGUUGUUCGGCAUUCCUGAUAUCAACUCACUGGGUGUGUUUGCUGAAAGUGAAGAACAGGAUCAGCGCCACAAUGACUGGAAAGGUGGCGAGUCAAAAGCAUUGGUCCUUUUCCAGCACAGAAUGAGGGUUGAGGCGAUGGCGUUCAGUUGUGGAAACGUGAUGCCGAACCAGACGUUUCCAGCCGUUGCGGGGCCUCCACUCAGUUUAAGUGCUUACCUGAGGUUCGGCUGUCUCUCCAUACGUAAAUUUUACUGGGCCCUUAGGGAUACUUUUGUGCAGCUUAACCCAAGGAAGGCGUUCACGAUAUCUGUUAUCGGUCAGCUAGUCUGGCGGGAAUACUUCUACACGAUGUCUGUGAACAACAUAAACUUCGACAAGAUGGAAAGCAAUCCAAUCUGCCUUAACAUUCCCUGGCAUGAGGACAAGGAAAAGCUAAGGAGAUGGGAACAGGGAGAAACGGGUUUCCCAUGGAUUGAUGCGAUUAUGAAGCAGCUGAAAAGUGAGGGUUGGAUUCACCACGUGUGUCGUCAUGCAACAUCCACCUUCCUAACCCGCGGGGACCUCUGGCUCUCUUGGGAGGAGGGACUUAAGGUAUUUGACAAGUACCUGUUGGAUGCUGAUUGGUCGGUUUGUGCGGGAAGCUGGAUGUGGAUGUCUAGCUCCGCAUUCGAGAAGACUCUUCAGUGUCUCAAGUGUUACUGCCCCGUGCGAUACGGACGCAAAAUGGACCCAGCUGGUGUCUAUAUCAGACGCUACCUGCCGGUAUUAAAGGACAUGCCCCUUCGCUACCUGUUUGGGCCGUGGAAGGCUCCCAAGUCUGUCCAGGAGAAGGCUCGCUGUGUUAUCGGCGAAGAUUACCCCGAGCCUAUGGUGGACCACGGGAAGGCCUCAACGGAAAACUAUAGCAGGAUGAUGGAAGUCAAAAAUAAACUGAUUGCUAGUGGCAGACGAAUCGAUCACUGUGGCCCAGCAAGCUCUGAAGAGGUUAGCAUGUUUGUCUGGAUGCCAGGAACCCACAAAGGAACCUGUUCCUCGGACAUGGAGACAUGUGAAGCGACCGAUUCGACAGUGUGUGACGAACUCGUGGAAAUUUAA
Messenger RNA from Mya arenaria, 1674 nucleotides. Its product is annotated as cryptochrome-1-like. The transcript has 11 exons. Gene Ontology annotation, cellular component: nucleus; cytoplasm. Bases 1 to 1674 code for a protein of 557 amino acids. NCBI's taxonomy places the organism in Eukaryota, Metazoa, Mollusca, Bivalvia, Myida, Myidae. The record is from RefSeq and is a predicted model, not a curated record. Gene Ontology annotation, biological process: circadian regulation of gene expression; entrainment of circadian clock by photoperiod. Gene Ontology annotation, molecular function: FAD binding; DNA binding.